GGUGGGGGAGUGCAGGCCCGGGAGGGCGGGGAGGGAGGGGGAGAGGGGCGCCGACGCCGGGGUGGGGGGCAUGGGUGUGAUUGCGGCGGAGGAGGUGGAGGUGGAGGCGGAGGCGGAGGCGGAGGAUGUGGCGGCCUCCAUGUGUCGGAGGCGGUGGGAGAGUGGCGGGCGGUUCUGCAUGGUCGAUGGCGAUAACGAUAGCGCCGGUGGGCUUAUAUGUGUUGGGAUCAUGUUGUCUGUUGUUCGAGCCAGUUCAUCGUCGACAGCCACCAGCCACCACAGCUGCCAGCUGCCAGCACCAGCAGCUGGGUGCUUGACAGCGUAGGUCGGGGAUGCAGAGGUCACCGAGCGCCUCGUGCCUUCGCUGGCUGCCGUUCAGGCGGGGGUGGUUGGAGAAUCGGGAUGGAGGUGGCUCUGGCUCUGGUUCUGGCUCGUAGACAUGUAUUGUCCCUGAGGACAAUGGAUAACCACGUCUCCCUGAGGCGUCGUGGGCGAUCGUGUUGGCUGCGGCCGAUGGCCAGCGCCAGCAGCCAGCUGGAUAGCUGGAUAGCUGGAUCCAGGUCGGGUCGAGCUUCUGGGAAUGGGAAUAGGUGCCGGCGCGAUAGACCUCGACGAACACGUCGCCGUCGGGCCAUCCGACACCGUUUUGAUGUCUGCCGUCUGGCCCUGUGUUGUAAUCUCGCGCUCGCCACAGACGUCCGAGCACCAGCACAAGCGCGAGCUCCAGCCAGCCGCCAUGGCGAUCACUGCGGCUCAUGUGCACUGUGGCAUGGAUCUGUCCGCGCCGCCUGGCCGCCUGGCCGCCUUCGCACUAUUCAUGCCGCCCGGCGGCCGGCGUGGUAUCCGGGAUAUCCGGAUAUACGCUGCGGCACUUCCAGCGACGUCUGUCGGCGUGCGUGCGUGCCCAUCGCUGCGUACCACGCACAGCAACGCGCGAGCAGCAUCCCCGCAUCGACCAUCGACCAUCGCAUCCAUCGCGUCGACCGUCGGCAUUGCUGGUUUCGGAGGCCGAUCGGCUGAACGGAUCCUUGUCGCUUGAACGGCAAACAUUGAGCCACUCCGCCCCCGUGCCGCUUUCGCCACCCGGCGCUGCGAUCGACAUUGCAUGCAGAUACGUUGCACAGGUCCAGACUGGGUCCUCCGAGACGCCGCGCACGCCGGCGCCAGUUUUAGAUGAGCGCUCGGAGCAUUAAUCAGGUGAUUUGAGCCGCCACGAGCGACUCGCCAGCCACCCAGUGCCUGUCGGAGGACACGCGACGGCGAUUUGCACUGCACAGAAAGCAGCCGGCGUAUACGC
Cutaneotrichosporon oleaginosum is the source of this 1297-nucleotide messenger RNA. RefSeq lists its product as uncharacterized. NCBI's taxonomy places the organism in Eukaryota, Fungi, Basidiomycota, Tremellomycetes, Trichosporonales, Trichosporonaceae. The record is from RefSeq and is a predicted model, not a curated record.